UCAUAUCUCAACCGCCACAUCACCACAUCUUCCAUUUUCCCGCCACAUUUGGCUGUCUUUCCCGCACCCAAGCAACACAAGUGCCGCCUGCAACACUCAGUUUCGAUUUGUCUGAGAAAGAAUGAAGCAAUCAAAGGAUCCGUUUGAAGCAGCGUUCGAGGAGCAAGAGGAUUCUCCGCCUGAAUCCCCAGCUGACGCCUCCGCGGACGCACGACAAAACCCUAAUUCUUCAAUUGCCGCUCAUAGUUCCCAAUCCCAACCUCAAGACCAGCUCCAGCUCCCUCAUGACGACAAUGCCAAAAAGGGUCCUUCACAAUUCACCCCUGGCAGUGGCAGCGGCAGUGCUAAUGCCAGUGCCAGUGGUUCCUUCACUGCCACCGCUGGAGGCGGUGGUGCUGGCACUGGGAUGAAGAGCAAAGAAGAGGAGGAGGAAGAGGAGGAGGAGAACAUGGACGUUGAGCUCGGAAAGUUCCCUUCGAGCGGCGAUCCUGAUAAGAUGGCCAAGAUGCAGGCUAUAUUGUCACAAUUCACUGAGGAACAGAUGAGCAGAUAUGAAUCAUUCCGCAGGGCCGGAUUUCAGAAAUCUAACAUGAAAAGAUUAUUAGCAAGCAUCACUGGGACGCAGAAAAUUUCCGUGCCGAUGACGAUCGUAGUAUCGGGGAUCGCAAAAAUGUUUGUUGGUGAAGUUGUUGAAACAGCUAGAAUAGUGAUGCAAGAGAGGAAGGAAUCAGGACCAAUUCGUCCAUGUCACUUGAGAGAAGCAUAUAGACGAUUAAAGCUUGAAGGAAAAAUAUUUAAAAGACCAAUGUCGAGGCUCUUCCGGUAAAUGUAUGAAUUGUGAAUGUAGUGGAUGAUGUCACUGGUUUGCAGCAGUGUCUUGUAGGUAGAUUUGGUACUCGCUACUCAGUACCUUCAUGGCCUCAUUCGUGCAUCCUGAUAUUUGUUACUGUUUGUAGGUAAAUUUAGAAUAUUUUCCCAUUCCUUUAUCAAAUAUUAAAUUUGUGAACACAACAAUUAUAGGCCUCAACAUCUGUUCUAUCUAUGUUGAAGUUGAAAUGCAUAUCUGUGCUGCCAUGACAUGCUGUAUAUUGCAUUGCAAAGCUUACUGUGUUAAAUAGAUAGCUAGCUUGAAUAACUUGGGAGAAGGAGAACUAGAAGAGGAUUUGAGCUUGGUUGCAAGAGAUCUCAGUUAACUAUUAGGGUCAAACUAAUGUAUAGUCUAGGGUUUUGCUCCUCUAAAGUAAAAGUUUGUCCAAGCUAUUUUACUCCCUAUUAAUGCUAAAGUUGAAUAAUUAAAUUUUGGGUAGUAAGUAUACUUAUAUGUCCCUGGAGUUGAAUGAUGUAAUGUCUUACUCCCCAAAUUUGGGUUGAGUUAUCUAUGAACUAUCUAAAAGAAAUUCUGGAUGUUGGUAUUUUUUGUUUGA
Arachis ipaensis is the source of this 1424-nucleotide messenger RNA. Its product is annotated as transcription initiation factor TFIID subunit 11-like. Gene Ontology annotation, biological process: transcription initiation at RNA polymerase II promoter; RNA polymerase II preinitiation complex assembly. Gene Ontology annotation, cellular component: nucleus; transcription factor TFIID complex. The record is from RefSeq and is a predicted model, not a curated record. Gene Ontology annotation, molecular function: protein heterodimerization activity; RNA polymerase II general transcription initiation factor activity. NCBI's taxonomy places the organism in Eukaryota, Viridiplantae, Streptophyta, Magnoliopsida, Fabales, Fabaceae.